CACCUGUCACCCGCGGCUCGGCGCGGCGCGGCGGGCGCGCGGCUCCUCUCCCCCCGCCCCCCCCCCGCAGAGGGAGAGCGCGCGGGGCCGCGCCGCCCGCCAUGGCGUUGGGGUGUUGCGGCGCUCGCUGCCGCCCGUCCUUCUCCGCCGAGGCGGCGGGCGAGCGGCGCUGAGGCCGGGUUAAAUCAGCCGUUGUUCUUGAGAGUCCUCGGUUGUGCUGCUUUGUCAGAAUUGACUGCAUGUGUUUAGGUAUUUGCCUCCAGAUCUGUUGAAUAUGGCCCUGAUGAAGGGCAGUGCCCCCUGAGAAAAACACUCCUCAAGCAGAAUCACAGCUGUGACAGACUGCUGAGAGCGGUACCACGGAAACUAUGUAAGCUGGUUUUGUGCUUCUGGCAUAAACAUGAUGAAAACUGAGUCUUCAGGAGAAAGAUCAACCCUCCGAAGUGCCUCUCCUCACAGGAAUGCUUACAGAACUGAGUUCCAGGCGCUGAAAAGCACCUUUGACAAACCAAAAUCAGAUGGAGACCCAAAAACGAAAGAGGAAGGAGAGGCCUCGCAGAGCAGGGGAAGGAAAUAUGGCUCAAAUGUCAAUAGGAUUAAGAACUUAUUUAUGCAGAUGGGCAUGGAGCCCACUGAAAGUGCUGGAGUUACCGCAAAAAUCAGGGGGAAGGGUGGCCCUCCAUCACCUCAAAGACGAAUUAGGCCCAAAGAAUUUGUAGAAAAAGCAGAUGGUUCAAUCGUAAAAUUGGAGUCAUCCGUCUCAGAAAGGAUUAGUAGGUUUGAUACUAUCCAUGAUGGUCCUUCUUAUUCCAAGUUUACUGAAACUCGGAAGAUGUUUGAGCGAAACGCUCAUGAAAUGGGACAUUCAAAUCGCUAUUCUCCAAAGAAAGAGAAAGUAAUUUCCAAUGAGCUUCCAGAUGAAUGGUGCAGUUCUAAGUCUCACAGAGGCAGCACUGAUUCACUGGACAGUCUCAGCCCAAGGACAGAGACCGUCUCUCCGACAGUGAGUCAGCUCAGCGCGGUUUUUGAAAACACUGACUCACACAACGUAAUCGUUGUAGAAAAAUCAGAGAACAAUGAAGAAUACUCUGUAACUGGUCACUACCCGCUAAACCUCCCAUCUACUGUCACAAAUAUCUCCUCCCCAGUUGCGAACCUUGAGGGUUUCAGUCCUUUGAAAGAAGCUGGUACAUGGUCUCCACCAGCCAAACAGAGUACCGGCCUGACGCCUGCUGAGAACUCUCAGCAGAACAGCACGCCUUCAGCACCGAGACAGAAGACAUCCACAGGCACCUUGGCAAGUUCAAAACCAACUGAAGAAAUAAAGAAGAGUACAGAGGCAGGCGCUGAUUCUGUUGAGAAAACUGCAGCAAGUCAGCAGGAUUUGGUCAACACACCUGACAGUGAAAGGUCUGUGGACAUCUGUGCUAGGAGUAAGUCAAAAACAGAUACAGGAGUUCUGUUGCAACAAAAGGAACAGUCAGAGCAUCCAGAGGGUAUCUUUGAUAGACCCGAAGCUGCAGAAGUACCAAGAAACGUAGCUUCAGGUGGUGAUUUUGCCACAGAUGCUGUUUCAGAUGCUAUCGAGUCCCAUUAUGAUGAGGCAAGUGAAAAAGAAGUGCAGGAACAUGUGAAUAACUUUCAGAGUUCCCACGUGUACAUGCACUCUGACUACAAUGUGUAUCGGGUACGGUCGAGAUAUAAUUCUGACUGGGGAGAGACAGGUACCGAACAGGAUGAUCAGGAUGACAGCGAUGAAAAUAACUGUUAUGAACCUGAUAUGGAAUAUUCUGAAAUUAAUGGAUUGCCAGAUGAAGAUGAAAUCCCAGCCAACAGGAAAAUACAGUUUAGCCGUGCUCCAAUUAAGGUUUUCAAUACAUAUUCAAAUGAAGACUAUGACAGGAGAAAUGAUGAAGUUGACCCAGUGGCUGCAUCAGCUGAAUAUGAACUCGAGAAGCGUGUAGAAAAGCUGGAGCUCUUCCCAGUUGAACUAGAAAAAGAUGAAGAUGGACUUGGCAUAAGCAUUAUUGGAAUGGGAGUUGGAGCAGAUGCAGGCCUUGAAAAACUAGGAAUAUUUGUCAAAACAGUAACAGAAGGUGGGGCAGCAGAAAGAGAUGGCAGGAUCCAAGUGAAUGACCAAAUUGUGGAAGUUGAUGGCAUAAGUCUGGUUGGUGUUACCCAAAAUUUUGCUGCAACUGUUCUUAGAAACACCAAAGGGAAAGUCAGGUUUGUAAUUGGACGAGAAAAACCAGGACAAGUGAGUGAGGUUGCGCAGCUGAUUAGCCAAACUCUAGAACAAGAACGCCGCCAGAGAGAGCUGCUGGAGCAGCAUUAUGCACAGUACGAUGCAGAUGAUGAUGAGACAGGGGAAUAUGCUACAGAUGAAGAUGAUGAAGACAUGGGACCUGUCCUUCCAGGAGGUGACAUGGCUAUUGAAGUGUUUGAUCUUCCUGAAAACGAUGAUAUGUUCUCCCCCAGUGAUGUGGACACCAGCAAGCUUGCUCACAAAUUCAAAGAGUUGCAAAUCAAACAUGCAGUUACAGAAGCUGAAAUUCAGAAGCUGAAGACAAAGCUGCAGGCUGCUGAGAAUGAGAAAGUGAGGUGGGAAUUGGAGAAGACCCAACUCCAGCAGAACAUUGAGGAGAAUAAGGAAAGGAUGAUGAAAUUAGAGAGUUAUUGGAUUGAGGCACAAACCCUGUGUCACACGGUGAAUGAGCACCUCAAGGAGACGCAAAGCCAGUAUCAGGCUCUGGAGAAGAAAUAUAACAAGGCAAAGAAAUUAAUCAAGGAUUUUCAGCAAAAAGAACUUGACUUCAUCAAACGCCAGGAAGCUGAACGAAAGAAAAUAGAAGAUUUGGAGAAAGCACACCUUGUAGAAGUUCAAGGCUUACAAGCUCGUAUACGAGACUUGGAAGCUGAAGUUUUCAGGCUAAUGAAACAAAAUGGGAGCCAAGUUAACAAUAACAACAACAUUUUUGAAAGGCAGACAUCGUUUGGAGAAGUUUCUAGAGUAGAUCCAGUGGAAAACCUAGAUACUAAGCAAGUGUCCUGCCUGGAUGGCUUAAGUAAAGAUUUCAAUGAAGCAGUGCCAGAAACAGAGAGACUGGACUCCAAAGCUCUGAAGACUCGAGCUCAGCUUUCUGUGAAGAACAAGCGGCAGAGGCCUUCUAGAACAAGGCUGUAUGAUAGCAUCAGUUCAACUGAUGGAGAAGACAGCCUAGAAAGAAAGCCGUCAAACAGUUACAGUAGUCCCAUGCACAUUUCAAAAUCACCACUGCCCUUAUGCAUGAGAGCAUCCUCACCAGCAUCAGAUUCUGGUGCUUCCUCCCUCUCCCCUGUGGCUAGCAGUGCAGCAAUCUCACUUGACAACCUAACUGAAAACCAAGAAGGAGGACAACACCACAAAGGAGAUGUCCUUUCCCCACAUGCUCGGGGAGACACUCCACUUUCCUCUCCUUCAAAAUCCGGGCACAGCUCUGAAGCAUCUCCUUUGCAUCAUCCAGCUGGCAGGAGUAUUUUACAAGAUAAAGAUGGUGCCACAUGCGCUCAGGCAGCAAGAACAACUAGCCCUACUAUAGGGCAUGCAGAAAAACUAAAGCGAAAACUUGCAGACCUUGGGGCUCCCUUGAGGAGGAGUUCAAACAAGGGCAAGAAGCGGAAAGAGAAAGAAGCUCAUAGGGUGACCUGUGGCAGUAGGACUGCCAGAGAGAUGCUGCAGAAAUCAGCAAACACUAAAUCUUUAACAGAACGAUCCUCCUCUCUCCCACACUGUGUACCAUUCACAUGGUAUGGAGAGAGUGGGAAGGGAUCCAAUUCUUCUAGCAACCUGCCAUCGCCUACCAGCUCAACUGAACCUUCCUCUGAAAAUAUAAGUCCAGCUAAAAAAGGGUCAAAGAACUUCACGUUCAACGAUGAUUUCAGUCCCAGCAGCACAAGCUCAGCUGAUUUGAGCGGUUUAGGAGCAGAACCUAAAACCCCCGGUUUCUCGCACACCUUAGCACUGUCAUCAGAUGAGAGCCUGGAUAUGAUUGAUGAUGAGAUCCUUGACGAUGGACAGUCUCCUAAACACAGUCAGUGUCAGAGUCGUGCUGUUCAGGAGUGGAGCGUGCAGCAGGUUUCCCACUGGUUAAUGAGCCUGAACCUUGAACAGUAUGUUUCCGAAUUCAGUGCCCAAAACAUUAAUGGGGAGCAUCUCCUUCAGCUGGAUGGGAGUAAGCUCAAGGCUCUUGGUAUGACAUCUUCCCAGGAUAGAGCAAUCAUUAAAAAAAAGCUAAAGGAAAUGAAGGCGUCCUUGGAGAAAGCUCGCAAAGCUCAAGAAAAAAUGGAAAAGCAAAGGGAAAAGCUUCGGAAGAAGGAACAAGAGCAACUGCAAAGGAAAUCGAAGAAAACAGACAAGUUUUCAUCAGAUGCAACAGAGGGCACUCAUGAGCAGUGAUAAGCAGAAGUGCUGCUGUGUUAGGAAAGUGGAGGCACUUCAAGGGAAGAGAAACUCAUAUUCACCCUGGUGCCCCUUCAGCUUUCUGGCAUUCAUUACACAAGAGUGUGUACAGAGAAAUGGGGCUAUGCAUAGAAUGACUAGGGAAAAUUGUAUUGUGUAGUUUUAUUUUCCUGCAUAUCCAGUUCACGCUCGUUGUUGUUGCCAUAUGAAACAACCCCAGCCCCUUGGUUUGUUUUGUUGUUGUUGACAGCUAACAGAUUUCAUAUUUGUGUGGCGGUGUUUCCUUCCAAACUUCUCUUCUCUAUUGAGCUCUAUGUGUUUGGUCACUUCAGUAACCAGCAUGAUGCUGAGGAGCAUGGUCCACUGCUUCACCUCUUCUGAAUAGGAUGGCCAGUUAAAACAGUUGGUGGACAUUUCUUCACCUGGGUAAAAGGACUUGUGCUCUACUCAAUAAGACUUGACUUAACUUUCUAACUGGAAGUUCAGCUUCUUUAUGGUGUUUGGAUAUCAGUCUACUGGAGUAAGUUUUGUCUUGUGUCAGUAUUUGAAGCGACACUGCUCUGGAAACACAACUGUUCAAUGACUUCUUAUUAUACACUGGAGAUAAAGACAAGAGAGUCAAUAUUCUCCCUGGGUGAAAGACAGGAGGUGAAACUCUUUCUGUUAACUGUACAAUAGUUAAUCCAGGAAGGAGGCAAAGCCUUAAAUGAUUAUGUGGGUUUACACAGAAAUCUGAGGAUAACAUUUAUCCUUUAGAUAUCUGAGCAAGGAUGAAUUUCUAACUAGAGCACAGCGUAUAGAUCUGUAUAAAUAUCAUUGUGCUCCCAGUGUGUAUGCAACUUUCUUAAUAGCACGCUCUGCUUUCUUUUUCAUGUGUUUUGAACAGAAAACUGGGCUUAUUUUGUUUUCUUUUGGGGUUUUUGUUCCAAGAAAAACACCACAUCUUCAGAUUCAUUCUCCAGCAAGCAUUGGGAGAAUAAGCUUUGUGCUGUGCCGUUAUGAAGCUGUUGGUGGAAAGGAUUAUCAAACAAGUCUGCUGAAGAUUUUCAGUUUUUACAGAAGUGCACUUUAUGAAGAGGAAGACGAGGGAUUCUGGUUACAAUUAAAUUCAGUACAUUGCUGUUAAGAUCAAUGCUGUCAUGGAGGUGUCAGAUACUAAAUCCAAGGCUGCCGUAUAUUAACUAUUUUGAUUAAUGUGUUUAAGGAAUUUCCCCACCAAAACCUGAAUUUUUGGGCAUAGGCUGUAGAAUGUUUUGAUGGCUUAGCAGUGACUGUAUUACAUCCUUCAGAGAUUUCUGUUUUCCUGGCAUAUGAAGCCAUCAGCAAAGCCCUCUGUGUAGUUCACUAUGACAGGAGCAGUGUGUAGCUUGCCCUGCAUGGUGUUACUGCCUCUUAAGAGCAGUAUUAACAUGUAUGGUAUUUCUUCAAAAGAAUGGACAGACAACAGGCAAAUACUCACAAUGAGAAACUGGAGGUAUUAGCUUACUGCUUUAUAGUCAAAGCUAACUAUGUAGCAGCAUUUAUAAUUGAGAAACUACACUUCCUUUUCAUGCAUCCUGGAAGUUGCCGUUGUCAUCUUGUGAUGCCAACCCAUAAUUAACAUGUGGAUGCAAAUUUAGAGUCUUGAACUUCAAAAUUUGCCAGCGUAAAAAAUGCAAAUAUUGAAUUCUUUUGAAGAAAGUGUUUGGUUUAGUUAGGCCUGGCUUCUUUUUUGCUCUGUACUUUAUGGCAUACAGAUUUGCAUCUGUGAAGUUCUCUGAAGCUCAUAUUUGAAACAAUUGGGGUGCAAUGUUUAUAGUUCAAUUACUUUUGAUCCUAAUAAUUUCUUUGACAUGUAAAAUGAUCCCUAAAAUGAUAAAUUAGUUCAUUUAGAAGUAAUACAUAACAGAUCUACUUAGCUUUAGCUUUUUUUUACCUUCCAAAUCCAAUUUCUACAAUUUUCUGUUGUAUAUUUUAUUCAGAUCUAAAAAUGAAAUUGCUGUAAAAGAUACUUCCUGAUAUUUCUAAAGGCUUGCAAUAUUUUUCUUCAGAUAGAUCAUCGGUAAAAAAUUACUCCUGCUAAUGAGAAUCCCAUAUUGCAAUGAAUUUUUCCACGCGCUUUGUAGGAGAAAAAUUAUCCAAGUGUUUAAGAGCCUCAUAAAGCUAGCAUUCUGUUACUUAGGAGGUUAUCAAUUUAUAUUUGAGUAAGAAGUUAUCUGGAAGAAACUGGAAAAUCAAUAUUUUAAGGACAAUGUUGAUAAAUGCAUUCAAUGAUUAUUUUCCUUUUAAAUUAUGUUUACAUUGUAGUAACAUUUAAGUGGUUUUAGAUAGUAAUCUAAGGUGGUGUCCAUGUUUUAUGUUCUUUGUUUUCUUAGAAAACUGAGCAGACUGCUUGGCAUUGAGUUUUCAUUCUUUUGCUUAGAACAGUGCCUACUUAAUCUCUUUGUAAAUCAGAUUCUUAUUUUACAGAAUAACUAAUGCGACUGAAGUCCUUUAAGUAUUCAUGGUUUUGUUAUUGCUUUGCGGUAAUGUGAUUUUGUUAUUCUCGGACUAAAAAAAUGACCAAACCAACAAAAACCCAGCUUAAAAAAAAACAACCCAGUAGCUUAAAUUUAAAUUAAUACCAUAAAAUGGAUUUUGAUCAACACAUGAAAUCUAAGCAAACCAAGCAAUGUCAAGAGCUUCAUUCCUCUUUCAGUGAUAAAAGAGGUUUAUUGUUUUAUUGAAUAUGGUAACUCAUUUUGGAGAUGUGCAGAACUGUCACUGAUAACAGCUGUAAAGACCAGUGCAGUUUGAAACUUUUGUUACUGUUCUAUAAGACCUUUAAAGUUGUCUUGCAUUUUUUCCACUUGUACUGCAUAAUGACCUAUGUAUGAAACGAGAUAUGGGUGUCUCAUAAUUCUUAAUGAAAACGUCCUAUAAACCAAUGCUGAGUCAGACUAAUGUGGGGGUUUGUGUAAUAAGAUGAAAAAAAUAUUCCACGCUAAAUUACUGGAAAGACUUUCUCUUUUGGCUCACCCGUAAAUGUAACUGUCACCUACUUUUGUUUAUUGAUUUGUGGAGCUAAAGCAAUUUUGAGUAUGCUGAGUUGCCUGGCCACCUGUAAAUAGCUAUGCAGGAAGCGUGGUGUUUCCACCAGCCCUGAGGCUGUGUCAUCUUUAUGCCUAGGUGACCACCACAAGCUGGUGAAGUUAACUUCUCCCUGGUUACGAUGGUGGGCCGGUUCUAUGAACGCUAGCCCUGCUUAUUGCCACAGUAUUGCCAGGCUGUGAAUAUAUUGAGUCUCUGAAAGGCUGAGAAAGGAGAGUCAACCAAAAAUAUGGAACUCUGGAAAACAGAAAAUAAAAGAUACAACGCUGCAAC
Messenger RNA from Cuculus canorus (common cuckoo), 7780 nucleotides. RefSeq names its product protein phosphatase 1 regulatory subunit 9A (gene PPP1R9A). NCBI's taxonomy places the organism in Eukaryota, Metazoa, Chordata, Aves, Cuculiformes, Cuculidae. The record is from RefSeq and is a predicted model, not a curated record. Gene Ontology annotation, molecular function: actin filament binding. Gene Ontology annotation, cellular component: actin cytoskeleton; dendrite; cytoplasm. Gene Ontology annotation, biological process: calcium-mediated signaling; neuron projection development; actin filament organization. The coding region runs from base 401 to 4435 and encodes 1344 amino acids. The transcript has 20 exons.